Sorghum bicolor (sorghum) is the source of this 2785-nucleotide messenger RNA. RefSeq lists its product as uncharacterized. The transcript is spliced from 6 exons. The record is from RefSeq and is a predicted model, not a curated record. The coding region runs from base 348 to 2450 and encodes 700 amino acids. Lineage: Eukaryota; Viridiplantae; Streptophyta; Magnoliopsida; Poales; Poaceae.
UCCCCAAACCAUUUGCUCGCCACCGAGCUCAUCUCAUCUCAUCUCUCACCGCCACUUUCCUUUCCUCUCGAACAAAGCAGGUGGUGGCGCGGCUGGCCGCCGUGUCUGUCUGUUGUGUCUGUGUGCACCAUCGGCGGUUCGAGUUGGGCUCCGUGUCCGUCCGUCUCUUUUAUCCCGGCCAGAACCAGAGAGAGCUUCCUCUCUGACAGAGCGCCUCUGUCUCUCUCUCUGUCUCUCUGUCUCUCUCUCUCUCUCUCUCUCUCUCUCUCUCUCUCUCUCUCUCUCUCUCUCUCUCUCUCUCUCUCUCUCUCUAGAAGAUCGAUCACACUCUCGGCCAGUCUCGGUAGAUGCGCAACAAUGCGAGCGGCAGCAGCUGGUGUUCCCGUGUGGCGGUGCUGCAGCAAGUGCUUGGCCCGCAGGCUUCUCCUCAUGGCUUCGGCUUCGGCCUCCACCAGCACCGGCUUGGUGGUGACGCUUCUUCUUCCUCCGGCGGCGGCAUGGAAGAACCAGCUGGUGCAGUGAUGCCGGCGCCGCCUCUCCUCCUCUUCCGCGCCCUCGCGUCGCUCAACCUCCUCCUGCUCGUCGGCUACCUCCUGCUCCUCCUCCUCGCCAAGCUCUUCGCUCGCCUGCACCACAGGGCCACCGCCAAGCAGGACCGGGCAAGUAGUCGGUAUGAUGGCCGCUGCGACGACCACCGCACGGAGGCCAUGCAGGCCGCCGAUGAAGCAGAGUACGCCGCCGCCGCCGAUGUCGUCGGAGGACAGCAAGCGGACACGCUGUUCUGGUUCGACGAGGCCGUGUUCGAGGACAGCACCCUGCUGCUUGGCGACGAAGGAAAGGAUCACCAUCACCUGUACGCCGCUACAGAAACUGCACGUUGCUUGCAGGUGGAGAGCAACUUUCCCGUGGAGGAAUCUGCCCGCAUCUCGCCGCGCAACCUGCAGAGCCACCGAGUGGAUGUCGAAGCCGAACCGACGCAGCAGGUGCACCAGGAGGCCAAGGGCGGCAUCGCCGUCGUCGAUGUCCCGGCGACGACGUUCCUGGAACCGGAACAGCGGAUGAGUGCUCCUGCUCCGGUCGCCGUACCACCGGAGAAUGUCUCCAUCGAAGGGGACAAGCAGCAGGAAAGCAACAGAUCAGGAGAAGACGCUCUUCGCGACGCCGACCGUGCCGAACACGAAGAGGAGGGCCAGCAGGCCGGGAAGAGCUUUUCUGAUGAAGGCCAGCAUGACGUGAAGCUGUUCGUCAACAACCGCGCGCUCGCCGACACCAGGAAGCUCCUGCUGGAGGGCGGCGUGGUGGCCGGAGGAGGAGGAGGAGGAGGAGCGAAGGCGGCGCAGCUACAGGACGAGAACGAGAACGACGACAAGCAGGAGGACAAGAACGGGGACAGCAGCCGGUACGGCGCGUCGACGCUGACGAGCGAGUCGACGUCCAAGAGCUCGGUGGAGUGGCAGAGCUCGACGGUGACCAAGGACUCGGAGACGGAGUACCCUUUCUCGUCGUCGUCGCGCCGGAGCUCGGCGCGGUGGGAGUCGUACACGCUCUUCCGCAAGUACGACGAGGACAUGGUCUACUUCCACCGCGUCGGCGCCCAGAAACUCACCGAAACAGAGUCGUUCCGGUCGAUCAAGUACCAGCCGCGUUCCAUGUCGGAGCGGAUCGUGCAGAAGCUGACGCCGAAGCCGAGCGCCCCAAAGCCGAUGGGGCUGCGGGACCCGUACCCGGAGCUGGAGCGCGCGUACGUGGCGCAGGUGUGCCUGACGUGGGAGGCCCUCAACUGGAACUACACCAGCUUCCGGCGGCACAACGGCAGCGACGGCAACAUCGCGGCGCGGUGCUGCCCGGCGCGCGUGGCGCAGGAGUUCCAGCAGUUCCAGGUGCUGCUCCACCGCUUCAUCGAGAACGAGCCCUACGAGUGCGGCCGCCGCGCCGAGGUGUACGCGAGGAUCAAGAACUCCACGCCCAAGCUGCUCCUCGUCCCGGAGUUCAGAGACGAGGAUGACGAGAAGGAUGAUCUGAUAUCGGCAGUGCAGUUCCUGCUGAUACUGGAGGAGUCCAUCAGGACGUUCAUGGCGUUCCUCCGCGCCGACAAGAGGAGCCACUACGAGAUGUUCAGAGAGAUGGUGAAGAGGAGGGCGUCGGCGAGGAGCGCCGUGGAUCAGACGCUAGUCGUCACACUCAAGAAAGCCAACAAGAAAAAGAAGAGCCGGCUCAAGGACCUGACGCGGCCGCGGCGGUGCCUGAAGAGGACGAGGCUGAGGGAGGAGGAGGAGCUGUCCAUCCUGCUGGGCCUCAUCGACCUCAAGGUGGUGGCGCGGGUGCUGCGCAUGCCGGAGAUCACCGACCAGCAGCUGCACUGGUGCGAGGAGAAGAUGAACAGGGUCCGGAUCGAUCUGGAGGGCAAGCUGCAGAGGGACCCUACCCCUCUUUUCUACCCUGCACAUUGACAGCGACGGACCUGUGCUGUCUGCUGCUGGUGCUGGUGCUGGUGUUGGACAACAACAGUCUUGUGCAAUAAUCUUCUAGUAGCUCUUUUCUUUUCUUUUUUUACUUUUUUUUUUCGUAUCUUCUUUUGUCCAAGAUAUGUAGUAGUGGGAGAAGGGAACGAAAGAUAAAGUUGCAUUGCAUGCAUAGACAUGAGAAUAUGCAUGGCACUUAGCCUCAUCUAGUACUACUGUAAAAAGAGAGAUCACAGAUCGAUGAUGUUAUUGUAAAGGCACAUACUAUACAUACAUAUAUACACUAGAGUAAUAAUAAAUAAAUAAAUAAAUAAAAUAAAUAA